AUGCCAGUUGCGCUUACAGACAUGAGGUUGACCAAGCUGGAAGUUCUGGGCUCUCCUGACAGGAUCGAAGUCAGAGGAUGCCACACAGCCACAGGCAAACGGGAACAGGCGAUACUCGAGGUCAGGGACAGAAGGCUGGAGGUCAAAAUGACCCAGUCCUGUAUCAUGUACAUGAGGGUGUUGAGGCCCCAGAGUCUCAAGAUGAACAGUUUGCAGGACGAGUUCAGAGUGACAAAGACGCCCUCAGAGAAGGACGAAUCAGACUUCAUGUGUCCAGACUCAGGACUGAAGACUCGGCAUGGACAAGAGAACUUUGAGUUCUGGACUUUCUUCAGUCUCAUCAGGGAAUUAAACAAACAGCAAAGGGAGAAGAUGAUCUGCAGGAUCCUUCUGCUCAUCAGCCUGACCUCCUGUGUCUCUGGAACAUUUGUAGUGAAAGUGACUCAGAGCUCCUAUCAGGCAGAGGAGAACCACAACAUCACACUGGAAUGGAUGUUUACAACCAAACCUGACAGUUCCUCCACCUCACUGAACAUCUUCUGUCAACUGUUGACUGAUCACAAAGACCCAGUCCUGUAUCAUGUACAUGAGGGUGUUGAGGUCCCAGAGUCUCAGGAUGAACAAUUUGCAGGACGAGUUCAGAGUGACAAAGACGCCCUCAGAGAAGGACGAAUCACACUUCAUGUGUCCAGACUCAGGACUAAUGACUCGGGUCUGUACAAGUGUGAAGUGUUCACAGAUUAUGGUGUGAGCUCUGACAGAUGCCACCUCAAUGUCACUGCAGCUGUUGAUCAGCCAGAACCUCAGAAACCUACUGAGAGACCACAACCAGAGAGUCGGGGAAGGAUCGGCCUCUAUGUUGGACUGACAGCAGCUGGACUCAUUGUCUGUGCUGGACUCUGCUUUGCCUUCAGACUUUGUUUAACUAAAUGUCCUGAUAAGACAGGACAUCAUUUUAAACCACUUCUCUCCUCAAGUAAAUCAAGUAAACGUGAACAGACCGCAGUGAAUAUGGUGGUGUGA
Scomber japonicus (chub mackerel) is the source of this 1023-nucleotide messenger RNA. RefSeq lists its product as uncharacterized. Lineage: Eukaryota; Metazoa; Chordata; Actinopteri; Scombriformes; Scombridae. Gene Ontology annotation, biological process: cellular response to lipopolysaccharide; immune response; T cell costimulation. Gene Ontology annotation, cellular component: external side of plasma membrane. The transcript is spliced from 6 exons. Bases 1 to 1023 code for a protein of 340 amino acids. The record is from RefSeq and is a predicted model, not a curated record.